AUGCAAGCAGAGGCUCUGAAUGCCAAGUUCAAUCCAGUCCUGAGGCAUAUCGGAGACGGCAAGAUGUCGCACGCAAGCAAAGCUGAUCAGUGAGUGAUUGCCAUCUCGCACUCGCGCGAUCACCAUCCUCAGGAAAUCUGACCUGACAAAUUCCCAAUGUCUUGGCCCUCCUUGGAGCAGCUUCGAAGCUUUCGUCGGUGCGAUGCUCCUGACGCGAGGCUUCGAUGCUACUUCUGCGUAUUUAUCGCCGCUGCUACUUCCGUGGGUAGAACGAAUCUCUCUUUCGCCAGGUUUCCACGACAGGUAUCGGACGCCUGCGGCCAUGAUUCGAGCCAAGCAGGCACAGAGGGCACAGGCCAAGGCUUUGGCAGAGCGCGCCGCGAAGAGUGGCUUGCUGACUAAGGUCCUCAGACGCGUGUUCGGUCCAAUGCUUCGAUGGAUCUUCCCAGAAGUCUCGACGAUCGUGCAGAAAGGGCGGCCGAAGAGAUAG
Ceraceosorus bombacis is the source of this 490-nucleotide messenger RNA. Lineage: Eukaryota; Fungi; Basidiomycota; Exobasidiomycetes; Ceraceosorales; Ceraceosoraceae. The record is from the annotation of a GenBank genome assembly.